Molecule: messenger RNA, 1743 nt
Organism: Chaetomium globosum CBS 148.51
Lineage: Eukaryota; Fungi; Ascomycota; Sordariomycetes; Sordariales; Chaetomiaceae
Exons: 4
Coding region: 1-1743 (580 amino acids)
Biological process (GO): amino acid transmembrane transport
Cellular component (GO): membrane
Molecular function (GO): amino acid transmembrane transporter activity
Source: RefSeq, a predicted model, not a curated record
AUGCUCGGAAAACUCAAACCAAAUCCAACCAAGGACGACGACGUCUCCAUCCGCAACCAUGACCACGACACGACUACCGAAGCCGCCACGGGGUCCGACUCGGAUGACUUCCGCGCCAUCGACCCGCACAGCGGUGUCAAGCGCGGUCUCAAGACCCGCCACCUGUCCAUGAUGGCCUUGGCCGGCAUCAUCGGCCCGGGUUUGCUCAUCGGCUCUGGCGGCGCCCUGUCGGCUGGCGGACCCGCCUCGCUGCUGAUUGGCUUUGCUGUCAUUGGCAUCAUUGCCUUCUCCAUCAUGCAGAGUCUCGGCGAGCUGACGACACUGUAUCCGACUGGCGGCGCCUUCACUGCGUUGAGUGAUCGUUUCGUGGACAAGGCUUUCGGCGUGGCCGUGGGAUGGAAUUACUACAUUGUGUGGUUUUGUGUUUUGGCCAACGAGUAUAACGUUAUCUCGAGCAUUAUGGUAUUUUGGAGUCCUAAACUCCCUUUAUACGGAUACUUCCUUCUGUUUUGGUUUGCGUUUUUGGCUUUCCAAUUGCUCGGCGUAGAGACCUUUGGAGAGGCCGAGUUCUGGCUGGCAUUGAUUAAGAUUAUCGGCUUGAUCGCUUACUUCAUUUUCAGCAUCGUCUACGCCUCCGGAGGUGUGAAAGGGGCCGAUGCCAUUGGCUUUCGGUACUGGAAUGAUCCAGGCGCAUUCACGGACGGCUUCAAGGGCGUCGCCUCCGUGUUUGUAUUUUGCAGCACCUUCUAUGCAGGCGUCGAGUCGGUAGCCGUGGCAGCCACCGAGACUAAGAACCCCGGCUACGCCGUGCCCCUGGCCAUCCGUCAAGUCUUCAUUCGCAUCGUCGUCGUCUACAUGGGCAGCGCCUUCUUCUUUGGUCUGACCUGCCCCGCCAAUUCCCCCGAUCUGAUCGGCGGUUCUAGCCGUGCCCUGCGCAGUCCAAUGACCAUCGCUCUUCAAAAUGCCGGCUGGGAAGGCGGAGUCCAUCUCAUCAACGCCUUCAUCUUUAUCACCUGCCUCAGCGCUGUCAACAGCUCGAUUUACAUCGGCAGCCGCACGCUCCUCUACAUGGCUCAGGACGGAAAGGCGCCCAAAUUUCUGGGCUGGACCGACAAGCGGGGCGUGCCCAUCCCGGCCAUCGUCUUCACCAACCUCUGCGGCGCCCUCAGCAUGAUGAACGUCAGCACCGGCGCCAGCGAGGCCUACAGCUACAUCGUGAAUCUCAGCGGUGUUUCGACCUUCAUCGUCUGGGCCGCCAUCAGCUUCACGCAUAUCCGCUUCCGCACCGCGUGGAAGGCACAGGGGCACACCGAGAGCGAGCUUCCGUUUGUGUCCCUGUGGUAUCCCUACAACGCCUACUUUGGGCUGUUGGCCAACUUGUUCUUGGCGCUUGUCCAGGGCUGGUCAACGUUUGCGCCGUUCAAUGCCGGCUUGUUUGUGGACGCGUACAUUUUGUUGCCGCUGUUUGGUAUCAUUUAUAUCGUGUACAAGCUGGUAUUCAAGACAAAAUUAUGGAAGGCGCAUGAGAUCGAUCUACAGUCUGGCAGACGGAGGGAUCUGGACGAGGCGAAACAGCCGGUACCGGGACAACAGGGGGCGAGGUGGUGGAAUAAGAUCUUCAAGAGCGUAGCGGCAAAGCCCUGUCCCAAGACGGUGCGGGACAGCAUCGAGGUAAGAGCCAGAACCGAGCUGUACUUCAUGUUGGAGUGCGGAAGUAUUGUGUCCUGGAGGCGGAAUCGUUGA